CGGGUCGCGAAUGACUUCACGCUCUGUCAUGGCUGCGUGAGACAUAAACAUGCCAGUGGUUCUGUAAUUCAGAGCAUUAAACUAGUGCGAUGAUUAAAGCAGCGGCCUCAACCAAUCGCUUUGCCUUGAGGUCCGCCAUAUGAAAUCGGCUGGUCGGUGUUUAGUGCGGCAGGUGAAGUGAAAGCUGUGUUGUAGAUCACAGAAAGGAUCCGAUCAUGCAGACUGAAGCAGUGUUGGAGCAUCACGGCGGCUCACAGAGUUCUUGUAGGACAGGCUCAAAAUCCUGGCAAUACAGUGAUCUGAUGGAAAAGGUGGAUGGGUACUUGAUGAAGUACACCAAUCUUGUGACUGGCUGGCAGUAUCGGUAUUUUGUGCUCAACAAUGAAGCAGGGCUGCUGGAAUAUUUUGUGAAUGAGCAGUCAAGAAAUCAGAAGCCCAGGGGUUCACUGCCGUUAGCCGGUGCAGUGAUUUCACCUAGCGAUGAGGAUUCACACACCUUCACUGUCAAUGCCAUUAGCGGAGAGCAAUACAAACUUAGAGCCUCAGAUGCAAAGGAGCGACAGCACUGGGUCAGCCGGCUGCAGAUCUGUGCGCAGCACCACACAGAGGCAAUGGGCAAAACAAACCCACCGCUCCAGACUCGCAGUCUCUCCAUGGCGUCUCAGGGCAGUGGCAGCUCUCCAGGAUCUCAACACAGGAUCAACCAGAACUCAAAUGCUCUGUUGGGCCUGUCCCAACUUCAGCGCGGCUCGUCUCUUUACUCCAGCAGGAAGUCACUGCUGCCUGAUCACUUGCUGGAGGCCAGAGAGAUGAUGAGCCAGGCACAGGGCCAGCACAGAGACCUGAUCCAGAGUAUUGAGGGUCUGCCCUCCUCCCAGGGUCCCUCUCCCUUGGACCAAGACUUGCUGCUGCUAAAAGCUACUUCUUUGGCCACCAUGACCUGCCUCAGUGACUGCCUGCACAUCCUGCAGCUCCAGCAAGUGGCUCGGCAGAAAGUUCCUCUCGGUGGCCCUGCACUUGAGUGGCUGGAGCCAAAACUUCCAGACAUCCUGAAAAAUGGAGGGACGCUACCCAGCAUCACCAAAGAUGAUGGAAAAACAGAGGGAACUGUUCUGGAACCUUUAGAAAUGGACUCCUGUGACAUUGCUGGGGAGCAGGAGGAGAUUGAUGCCACACAGGAGGUGGAUGAUUCUACUCCGGCCGAGGAGGAGGAUCUGGGUGCUGUCGAAGAGGAGCGCAGCGUCAUUCUGCACCUCCUCUCUCAGCUCAAACUGGGCAUGGACCUCACCAGGGUGGUCCUGCCGACCUUCAUUCUGGAGAAGCGCUCCUUGUUGGAAAUGUAUGCAGACUUCAUGUCCCAUCCGGAUAUUUUCGUGGCCAUCACCGAUGGCUCCAGCCCGAUGGACCGCAUGGUCCGAUUUGUAGAGUAUUACCUCACUUCCUUCCACGAAGGUCGUAAAGGUGCCAUUGCCAAGAAGCCCUACAACCCCAUCAUCGGAGAGACCUUCCACUGCUCUUGGAAAGUACCCAAAGCGACAACGCCUCCGUCAGCAGUCCCAAAGGAAGGCAUCUCAUGCCCGUCAGACUGCUACAAUGUCCGCUUCGUGGCUGAGCAGGUUUCCCAUCAUCCACCUGUGUCAGGCUUCUAUGCAGAAUGCCAGGAGAGACAGAUGUGCGUCAACACGCAUGUGUGGACCAAGAGCAAGUUCAUGGGCAUGUCCAUUGGCGUAUCUAUGAUCGGAGAAGGUAAUCUACACCUAUUGGAGCACGGUGAGGAAUACACCUUUAGCCUGCCCUCUGCUUACGCCCGCUCUAUCCUCACUGUGCCCUGGGUGGAACUGGGAGGAAAAGUCAAUGUCAACUGCGCCAAGACAGGCUACUCUGCAGUCAUCACCUUCCAAACAAAGCCUUUCUAUGGGGGCAAGCUGCACAGAGUGAACGCGGAGGUCAAACACAACCCCACCAACUCCGUGGUGUGCCGCGUGCAGGGCGAGUGGAACGGCGUGCUGGAGUUUAGCUACACCAGCGGGGAGAUGCGUAUCGUAGACAUUACCAAACUCCCCGUCACCAGGAAAAGAGUACGACCCGAUGAGCUGCAAGGACCCUACGAGUCUAGGCGACUGUGGCAGCAUGUGACAGAGUCUCUCAAAGAAAGAGACAUGGAUAAAGCCACGGAACACAAGCGCUUCCUAGAAGAAAGGCAGAGGAAGGAGGAAAGGCAUCGCGCAGAGACACAGACAGCAUGGAGGACCAAAUACUUUGAGCGCAAGGGUGAAGGCUGGGUGUAUUACCAACCACUGUGGAAAACGGCGGCCCACAGCUCUUCCCCAGUGUCCCCUCCACAAAACCCGUGACCUCUGACCUUUUUAAGACCUGAGUCCAAGCAUUGUCCAGGCAUUGUACAGCCUCCUGCUGCAGUAAACCUUUUGGUCCGGUGUUCCCUCUCACAGAUGAAGACGUACAUUCUUCUUUGUAUGAUUCCUGAAACAUAACUUCAGUUUGAGUGUUUGUAACACGCUUUGUGGACUUGCGGGUUUGCACUCUGAUGUUCAUAUUUUGCAUCCUUCGGUGGUAAGAUUUUUGUAGAACUACACAGUGAAUGAUUUCUUCAAUCCGCACACAGAUAUUGUUUGUUGAUGUUGCCUUAACGAGUGUCGUAUGUAAAGAGGGCUGAGUACAGUGUGCCGGUUCUUAACGUGGGAUUGUGUUUGAGGUGAACUUCUUAAUCUAACCAUACUGUGGUGUACUGUAUUUGACCACAGUGCGGUCAAAGUUUUCUGAUUCUUUUAAAAUCGUUAUCAUGAUUUAUACGAUAUCAAAUGAAAUGCAGGACUAGUGAAGGUCGUUCAGGAAGGUGGAGUUGAAAAGGACAGGCGUCUAGUUGCGUUGAUAACCGGCAAGACGCGAGUUGUUAUUACUUAGCCAGAUUAAGCUGGGGUAUUGAUGAGAAAGUAAACGUUGGCUUGGCUUUCAUAUUAUGCUGUCUUUUUCUCGUUCUCGCUCUGGUAAAUGAAGCUCGCAGGCGCUAUACACAAAAUCUGGGCCGGACGGAAGUGUUCGGGUUCAGGCCUGCUCUUCUGUUUUUGCUUGAUGUUGAGUGAACAUUUAUGUUGGCUUUAGUUUCAGAGAGAUUUUAAAGGGAAAGUUCACUCCCAGAAAAAAUAUCUUCAUUUACCCUCAUGUCAUUUAAAACCUGCAGGACUUUCUGACUUCUGUGGAUAUUUUUAACUACUUACAAUACAAGUCAAUUGGGUCCAAAGGUUAUAAUGACAUAAGGGUGAAUAAAUGUAACCAAACUUUAAAUUUAAGUUGAGCUGUCCUUUUAAUACUUACGUUGAGCACUUUAACUGUUUAGACCUAGAAAAGAGCCAGCCUUAUAAUAUUCUCUAUAUGCAUAAUAAUAUGUGUAAAUGCAACCCGAUAAGACAGUAUUAUUGGAGAUACAGUAAGCUCUGUCAAAAGUUCUGACGGAUAUCAAUUUGAUCUGUCAGAGUUAUGCAGUUUAACUUUAUGACUUCAGACUGCUACGUUCCACUUCGAUUCUACCUCGAUUGACAUUAAGAACUUUUUUUUUUUUUUUUAAAGGGACAGUUACCCAAAAAUGAAAAGUUUUGUUUACUUACCCCAUGUUGUCUUAAAUGAAAUUUUCUCUGUUCAGUUUUCUCGUUUGCAUUUAGAUGCCUGUCAAACUAGAUUUCAGUCUGCUGAGGGAAAAAAAAACAUCCAGAACCAGUUGGUUUAGUGGUCUUUGUUGGUUUCUCAGCUUGGUCAGUCAAAACACCGGCCUGGUUAGACUAGGCAGGACAUUUAACUACCAUAUUGUUUCAGAUGACUUGUAUGCAAGUUUUAUAGAGCACAUUUAUGGUGUUUUAUAGAGUUCUGAUUUAUAAGUCACAGAUCAAUUCAAGAGCAGCUUGAACAUUCUGCCUGACAUCUCCUUUUAUAUUUCACAGAAAAUAAGAAAGUAUUAUGGGCUUUGGAAUGACAUGAGGGUGAGUAAACAAUGCCAGAAUUUUCAUUUUUGAGCAAACUCCUUUAGGUGCGAUCGAGAUCGCCAGCACCUAUUCCUUGUUAAAGGUUCAGGUUUUUAGUUAGCUGGUCAUGUUAGUAAUAGUUUUUUUUGUAAAAGUUUUAGCCACGUUAAAUUUGAGGUUUUCAGAGUUCUUCAAGAUUUUGUGUUUAAACGCUUCAUUGAUCAAUUUUUCCAGCGGGGAACAGUUGGAGUGACGGUGCUGGCUGAAGUGUUGCGUCUCUCAUAUAAUCUCUGCUUCAGACUGGCAUUGGUUGCGCUGAGAAACUUGUGGUGCCUUAUUUGUGUUAGUCUUCCUCCCGUUCCACCUCACAGCCGUCAGCUUUCUCAUUAAAACAGAGUAAGACUGAAGCCACAGCCUUUGUACAUAUCUUCUUUCAUUUUCCUGUCAGCAAAAUACAGAAUUCCCACGAAGCGUCUGGUACAUCAGCUGUGCUCUCCACUCAAAUCAUUCUGCUGAGCCAUCAACUGCACUGAUGUUUUAAAUACACUCCCUGUAGCCUCAGAAAAUAUGAUUGAAAAAAUAAAAUUGUUAAUAUAUUGGAGGAUUUCAA
Molecule: messenger RNA, 4584 nt
Organism: Puntigrus tetrazona (Sumatra barb)
Lineage: Eukaryota; Metazoa; Chordata; Actinopteri; Cypriniformes; Cyprinidae
Gene: osbpl11
Product: oxysterol binding protein-like 11
Exons: 13
Coding region: 216-2354 (712 amino acids)
Cellular component (GO): membrane; intracellular membrane-bounded organelle; cytosol
Molecular function (GO): sterol binding
Source: RefSeq, a predicted model, not a curated record